AUGGGGGAAGUAUUGGAGAAUGCAGAGACGGAGACGGCGGCGACGGUGGCGGCUGUGGCGGCGGCACCGUAUCUCCUUGACCUCGCGGGGGAGCAGUCGUUCGUGCCGCACACGUGGCUGCUACCGCGGUGUCGAGGAGUCGUGCAUCAUGGAGGCAGCGGGACCACAGGAGCCUGUCUGAGUGCUGGUGCCGUCCAAGUGGUCAUCCCGCUGGCGUGGGACCAGUUCUUCUUCGCCGAUCAGGUCGAGCACAUGGGCGUAGGCGUGAGAGUCCUGGGGACACGACCACCACAAAAGCAGCCGACGACCCGAGAACAUUAUUUGGAUCGAUCUGCGGGACACGCGAUGGGGAGUAUUACGACGACAACCACCACCACCGUCGCCCCCAUAGAGGCGGGCGCGAUGGACAACGCGGUCCGGCUGGCGCUCUCUGAGGGCAUGAAGACGUCCGCCUGUCGCUACAGAGAGAUCGUCCUUCAAGAGGCGGAGAGCGGCGUGGAAACAACGGCCUCAACUAUAGUGGCAGAGUUGAGACAGACCCCGACCGCCGCCAUCGGAAGAAUAUUACACGAUGGUUGA
Molecule: messenger RNA, 579 nt
Organism: Ectocarpus sp. CCAP 1310/34
Lineage: Eukaryota; Phaeophyceae; Ectocarpales; Ectocarpaceae
Source: the annotation of a GenBank genome assembly